Messenger RNA from Cryptotermes secundus, 3708 nucleotides. RefSeq names its product V-type proton ATPase subunit d (gene VhaAC39-1). Lineage: Eukaryota; Metazoa; Arthropoda; Insecta; Blattodea; Kalotermitidae. The record is from RefSeq and is a predicted model, not a curated record. The transcript is spliced from 7 exons. Gene Ontology annotation, molecular function: proton-transporting ATPase activity, rotational mechanism. Bases 136 to 1182 code for a protein of 348 amino acids. Gene Ontology annotation, cellular component: plasma membrane proton-transporting V-type ATPase complex; lysosomal membrane; vacuolar proton-transporting V-type ATPase complex. Gene Ontology annotation, biological process: proton transmembrane transport; vacuolar acidification; vacuolar transport.
AGUCAUAUGCGGUCAUAUGAUCACAGACAUUUCAGUUGUGUGGUAGAGAUAAGAACGAUAAAAGGUUGGGCACGUUGAAACGAAGGCUUUAGGAGUAUAGGGUCUGUUUAGUUCAGAUUACAAAACUAAACAAAAAUGAUUGGUUGUAUAUUCAAUAUCGACGGUGGAUAUUUGGAAGGCCUUUGUAGAGGCUUUAAGUGUGGUAUUUUGAAGCAGGCGGACUAUCUAAACCUUGUGCAGUGUGAAACUUUAGAAGAUUUGAAACUCCAUCUUCAGGGUACGGACUAUGGAAGUUUCCUUGCAAAUGAACCAAGUCCGUUACAGGUAUCUGUCAUUGAUGACAAACUUCGUGAGAAGCUUGUAAUUGAAUUCCAGCACAUGCGAAAGCAUGCUGUGGAACCUCUGUCGACAUUUCUGGAUUUUAUUACUUACAGCUACAUGAUAGACAACAUCAUUCUUCUAAUUACUGGAACCCUGCACCACCGACCUAUUUCUGAGCUGAUUCCCAAGUGCCAUCCUUUGGGCAGCUUUGAGCAGAUGGAAGCCAUUCAUGUUGCAGCCACUCCAGCUGAACUGUACAAUGCAGUGCUUGUUGACACACCACUGGCUCCUUUCUUUGUUGACUGCAUUAGUGAGCAAGAUUUGGAUGAGAUGAACAUUGAGAUUAUCCGAAAUACACUGUACAAGGCAUAUCUGGAAGCUUUUUUCAAUUUCUGCAAGGAACUUGGAGGUACCACAGCUGAUGUCAUGUGUGAGAUUCUUGCUUUUGAGGCAGAUCGAAGAGCCAUCAUUAUCACCAUCAACUCAUUUGGUACAGAAUUGACUAAGGAUGAUCGAGCCAAACUUUACCCUCGGUGUGGCAAGUUGCAUCCUGAUGGUUUGGCAGCACUGGCUCGGGCUGAUGACUAUGAGCAAGUGAAAGCAGUAGCAGAAUAUUAUGCUGAAUACAGUGCACUGUUUGAAGGAGCUGGAAAUAACCCAGGUGAAAAGACAUUGGAGGACAAAUUUUUUGAACAUGAGGUUCGCCUGAAUGUUCAUGCUUUCCUGCAGCAAUUCCAUUUUGGUGUGUUCUACUCAUACCUCAAGCUGAAGGAGCAGGAAUGUCGUAACAUUGUCUGGAUCUCAGAGUGUGUCGCUCAGAAGCAUAGAGCCAAGAUUGACAAUUAUAUUCCCAUCUUCUGAGCACAUUUUCAUUCGAAAGGCCAUACCAUAAGACCAGUCCAUCAUGGAAGUGGGCAACUGUAUGAAAUUUGCUUUAAUCAUUCCUUUCAUCCCCAGCAGCAAAUAAGGAUAGGAUAGAUUGAAAUGGUUAUGAGCUGUGAAUGUUACUUGUAUGUGACAGUAGGUGUUGUCCAGUAGUGAGUUAACAUUCCUUUCAGUAUUACUGAAAUUUGGUGCAUGGGAAAAACAUGUAAUUUCAGCAGUUGUAAGGUUUUGGGUCUCGCUUCCCCGUUUCUGUUUCACAGUGCAAGCUCUGGGGAAAGUGAUACACAUUCCAUACAUCAUACAGGCUUCUACACCUCAUUUCCCAAAAACUCCAAAAAGUAAAUGAAAUACAGAUAUGGGAAGGAGUCCUUAACAGAGUGACGACUUCUAGGUAUACCAUGUUUCACCCACAUUUUCUACAUUGUAAUCGUUAGUUUCUCUAGAUAAUAUUUGUGACUGUUCCACAGCUGGCAACAGAGCCAUUUAUUAUUUAGCAUCCCACUAUCUAAUCAUGUCAUCUCCACAAUACUUCAAUUGAAAUGGUAUUUUCUGUCCAUUAUAUCAUCGUUUGCACAAAUGGCACAGUUAACAGCUGGAGAAUGCUCCACUUUUACACAAGUACUUUGGCAGACAAGACAUGCAGUAUACAUAUAAGAUGUGAAGUUCUGAAGUUGGCUCCAAAUCAUUUUAGUUCUUUAUUGCAAAAGUUCUGUAGAAUCGAUUUUUGAACCCUUUAAGAUUGUAUAAUGAAGUGUAAUAUGACUUUAGCAGAUAGACACCAAUUUAUGGAGCAUUGGUAAAGUAUAUUGAACACACAUUUUAUGAAGUCUUAUUUAACAAUCAUUGGCCAUGCAUACACAUUAGUUGUAUGUUUUCCAAUUCUCUUGCACCUGAGUUAAAUCCAGCUGCCAGUCCCACAGUCCCAGGAGAUCAAAAAUCUUCUGUUCCCAGACAACAAAAGGUUUUUUCAUACCCUGUACUUGUUAUGAGCUAUAAUUUCCAUAAUUUAAAACCUUAGAGUGGUGUUAUGAUUGGAUUUUCUGUACUUGUCAAAAUAUGUUGCAUCAUUCCUGCAAAGUCUUUCAGAUGAACAGACGUGUCAGUAUGAACUUUGUUACAGUGUCACUGUGAAAGUUUCAAAUCUUCUAUGUCAGUUUUGCAUUCUUGAUUCCAGACAGCAUUCUAAAAUCUCCUAUGUGAAAUACACAUUAUUCCACUGAAGCAGAUUAAAAUUAUUAACUGUUAAAUCUGAACAAAGAAAAUGAAGUGGUUAAAAGAAGUGUGUAGUGAUACUGUAAAUAACUGCAGAUGUUAGGAAAUAAUCUCGAAUGAUUAACCUAUGCUGUUGGAGCCAUAUGUAAGAAAGCUGUUAGCUGUGAACAUGAAAAUGCAACAAAUGUAUCAGCCAUCGUAUCAAAAAUAACAGUGUUUAUCUGCCAGUUUGUCCAACAGGAAUAUUGUGCACGAUGUUUGGGCCCUUUAGUAAGAACAUGAGCUGGAUCCAGAACCUUACCCUUACAAAUAUGCCAUGAUCUAUAAAAAUUAGUCUGUUUAAAAAAUAAAAUUUAUCUGCAGUUUUAUUAAUUAUAACUGUAACAUAAAUAUUUUAGCAUAUUAACUUUGCAUAUAACCCAGCAAUGUACAUUUUCUUCAGAAGUAUAUAUAUAUAUGUAAGUCUGAGUCCAUUAUGGGACUUCACAUGUAAGUUCAGUGUAACAAUACUGUAUAUACUGUAUGUAAAAAGAAAUAGAGAUAUAGAUUGAACAUCUUGUAUUGAUGUUUGUAGAAUGUCUAUGAUAUAUCAGUAUAAUGUCAACAAGGUGAAUAAGACAUUUUUUAUAUUGGAUGGAUUUUACUGUUAACAGAUUUUCACAUAUCACAUUUGCAAAUUUAGAAUUUUGCCAAUUUUGGGGUUUCAAAAUUUUACAAGGCAACUGUGCCACUUGUUUCAACAAAUUCAUAAAGGUACAUGGUAAGCCCUCUGGGUAAACUCAGUAAUUGUAGUUUUGUUGAAUUAAUUCUUGAAAUUUCCUUUUCUGGCAGAAUGCAGUAGCAUUGUUUCUUGAAAUAUUUUUCAUAAAAGCAUUUAUUUUUACAUACAAUUGAUUAUGGCUAGUAUCACCCAUGUUCACUUCAGCUAGGUAAAAUAUUGCCUUUAACUGUGACUCCUCUGCUUUUUACCGUUGCACUCUUCAUUUAAAUGAAGCCUAAUUGAGGUAGUGAUAAAAUGAAAAUUUACUUAAUCACAAUUUUCCAUAACAGUUUGCUCUUUAUAUUUAAAUGCAGUUUUUAAACAAAACCUUUCACAACUACAGCUGAAUGCCUGUAACUGUACUAGCCUUGACUUUGGAUUCUGGUGACUUUUGUUUGCCAGAGGAUGUCGAACAAGUCAGUAGGCAGUUAUUCUCAAGACAUCUAAGAAAUUGAAGGUUGUGGUUAUAGUUUUCGAUUAUAUAUAUACAUGUACUCUACAUUAAAUUAAUACACGAUGCAGUUUUAUAA